Messenger RNA from Papaver somniferum (opium poppy), 753 nucleotides. RefSeq names its product E3 ubiquitin-protein ligase RFWD3-like. NCBI's taxonomy places the organism in Eukaryota, Viridiplantae, Streptophyta, Magnoliopsida, Ranunculales, Papaveraceae. The record is from RefSeq and is a predicted model, not a curated record. Gene Ontology annotation, biological process: interstrand cross-link repair; protein ubiquitination. Gene Ontology annotation, molecular function: ubiquitin protein ligase activity. Gene Ontology annotation, cellular component: nucleus. The transcript is spliced from 7 exons. The coding region runs from base 1 to 753 and encodes 250 amino acids.
AUGAAUCCUUAUUCUUCUCAAGGUGAUCAUCAAGUCAGUUGUCUUCCUUGUGGAUAUCUCUAUGGUUUGUCUUGCAUACAGAGAUGGAUUAAGCAUUCCAACCAAAGAGAUUCCAAGUGUCCAAUUUGCAAGCGGAAGUGUGCGCUGAAGGAUGUGGUAAAGCUUUAUGUUUCAUGCCUACCUGUUGUGGAAAGAGGAAAACAAGAGAAUUCUGUAUCUUUUCAGCCUCGAGACGAUUUGUAUAAGGUGCAUUUUGCGAAGUAUAAGGAAGAACUGGCUGACACUAAAAGGGAGGCGAUGAAUACGAAAUGUUGUGAGAGAAUAGAAAGAACUAGCAGCAAGAUGAGUAUGUUGAAGAAAUGCGUAAAUCUUAUGAACAGCAUCUCAAGGAGGCUGAACACCAGCUCAAUGAGGUUGCUAGAACUCAAUCAGGCCUGCAUUGUACUGAGGUUAUCUGAGAACAUUAUGCCAUGUUUUACUUAUAGAUUUCGGACAAGAAAAGAUUUACAAAUGAUUGCGGUGCUGGACCGAAAAAUUGCGUCAAUGAAAAGAGAAUCCGAGGAGCAGGAACGAAAAAUCAAGGAGCAGGAACGAAAAGUCAUGGAGCAGGAAAAGGAAAUACAAGCAACUUCUAAGCGGCUUGAGGUGAUUGAACGGAGGACUGUAGAGACUAUAUCUGGCCUUCGGAGGAAACUCGAGCAGCAAGAAAAUGAAUUAACAGAGAAAGACGGGAGGAUUGAGCUGUUGAUGUAG